Messenger RNA from Phragmites australis (common reed), 1727 nucleotides. RefSeq lists its product as uncharacterized. The record is from RefSeq and is a predicted model, not a curated record. NCBI's taxonomy places the organism in Eukaryota, Viridiplantae, Streptophyta, Magnoliopsida, Poales, Poaceae. Gene Ontology annotation, molecular function: heme binding. The transcript has 8 exons. The coding region runs from base 343 to 1449 and encodes 368 amino acids.
AACAGCAGCCAGAUCUCGUGUUCUCCGGUUCACGCCUAGUAAAUCCCCAAAUCACCCUCUCGUUCCCACUCCCUAGUCCCCAGUCCCCACGGGGCCGCGCCCGCGGGCCAGCGCGAAACUGCAGGGGUAAUCCCGUCAACUCCGGCCAUUCACGUGGUGAAGCAAAAUUCCAAGCGCUCCAACCAGGCCGGCGACGGACGCCUCCUUGUUCUCCACGCCGCCGCCGCCGCCGCCGCGUGGGCCCAUCCUGACUAGACCUUGAGGUUCUCACCGUCUCGACCACGCGAGCGCCUGCGGCUCCGCUCCACUGCGACGCCUGGAUCUGCGGGUCCCCCUAUCCGCAUGAUGAGGAUCCUCGCCCUCCUGGUGGUCGCCGCGGCCCUCCUCGCGGCCGCCGCCGCACACGAGCACCACGGCGAGGCACCUACUUGCGCCGGCGGCGGCGGGCGCGUGCUCGCGGAGUUCCGCCCCGGGGAGGUGACCGUGGACGGGCACAGCGACGACUGGGACGGCGUGGAGGCCUCGGAGUUCGCGCUGUUGCCGGCGCUCGACCCGGACGAGGACAAGGCCUACUCUGGCGGAAAGGUCGCUGUCAAGGCUGUGCAUGAUGGCGUCAAUGUUUUCUUCAUGCUGCAGGUUGAUGGGGCUUACGCAUACAGUAAAGGAGAAAGUAGUAAGUGCCCUUCUGUUGCUCUGAUGUUCCAAGUUGGAGAGAAAGCCACAUAUUACAAUAUGGGAGGAUGCAAAGACAUGCCGGGUUCUUGCACAAGCAAAAGUUGCAGAGGUCAUGAGGUUGACAUUAUGCACUUUUCAGUGGGAAAUGCUAUUCCUGGACGUCUUUAUGGUGGCAAUCUCAUAGACAAUGCAGAUGGAAAUGGAGGCGACAGGUUCGGCCACCUUGUUGAUGUCUAUGCAUGGAAUCCACAUUGCCGAUACCUUGAUGGAAUAGGCCCUAAAGAGAAUAAUUCAAAUGCUCAAAACGAUUGGCAUGGUGCCUGGUGGCAUAGUUCGCUGACCGUCCAUUCAGGCUUUGUUGAUGAUGACAGUCCUUUUGGAAAACAAGAUGAGAAGGGCACAUAUUAUUUUGAGUUCUCAAGACCCCUAAGAACAAUGGAUAAGUUUCAACAGGAUGCACAGUUCAGAAUAGGUCAGCCCAGCAAUAUGGCUGUAGCUUUCUGGUACCCAACUGACGGCAAAGCAUGGAGCAACUCCGAGCAUUACUCAGGCAGUUGCAACUGGCUGGUUUUGGAUAUACAACCUUCAUUCGAAGCUGCUCAUUACCGCCCAGCUCCUAACCGUUCUUGGGAUGCUGCAACUGCCUUUGCUUUGCUCCUUUCGGUGGUGGCCAUUUGCCUGUCUAUCUUUGUGGGGUACUGGGUUUCUAAGAACAAGAGCACUGUCCAGUUUACACCACUUGAACAGAUCCAGUUUGCUGAAGAACGGAAUUGAUUGUACUUAAGAUUAUAUGCGAGGUUGCACGCAAUGCUAUUUCAUCUUCACGUGUAGGACCCUUUGUACGCUUCGAGGUGGAGCGAUUGCUGUAUUGCAGUUUUGAACUUGGAUUAUUGUAAUCUAGUGUAGGACAAUUUGAAAGCACACACGAUACAUAAUUACAGACUGCCGAUUUGGAUUGUCACAAUUUCUGUAAAUUUGUAUGUCAGCCCUGGGUUACUGCUGCUGUCAUCGAUAUCAUGCUACAUGUACAUGUGAAUAUGGUUGUUGUUUCA